This is a messenger RNA of Triticum dicoccoides, 1685 nucleotides long. RefSeq names its product OVARIAN TUMOR DOMAIN-containing deubiquitinating enzyme 12-like. The transcript is spliced from 12 exons. NCBI's taxonomy places the organism in Eukaryota, Viridiplantae, Streptophyta, Magnoliopsida, Poales, Poaceae. The record is from RefSeq and is a predicted model, not a curated record. Gene Ontology annotation, biological process: protein deubiquitination. The coding region runs from base 406 to 1494 and encodes 362 amino acids. Gene Ontology annotation, molecular function: cysteine-type deubiquitinase activity.
GUAGUACGUGCAGAGGAAGCAACUGACUUGCGGGCCCCACACGCUUCUCCUUCAUCCGUCUUCUUCCUCCUCGUGACAAUCCAAGACCGUUUGGGUUUCUUGUUCCCGUGGGAUGCUUUGCUCUUGCCGCCCGCCUCCGCCUCUCUCCAUCCAUCCUUGUACAGCAGCACAGCACAAGACCGACAAGGAGACCAGCACGCGCACUACUUGCGGGGAUACUACACACACAACGUAUAAAGAUUCGAUUUGGUAUAUAUUGAUUUCAAAGCCCAUUCAAUCCUGUUUCGUCGUUCGUCGCGAGCAGGGCCUAAUCUAAAUCGCCGAAUUGCUUCGUCGCCAAUCAACCGAUCAAUCAAUCAAGAGCUCGCCACUCGUCGACGGACACCGACCAAGCCCCGGCCGGCCAUGGUGGUGCGGGGCCAGCAAGAUCUGGACAUCAACAUCGUCCGCUGGGGGCUCCACCACCUCCUCGACGGCGGCGCCUCUCCCGGCGGCGGCGGCUGCGUGCACCGCCCUCAAUCCCCCACCACCGACUACGCCCCGCCGCCGCCGCAGCCCCACCGCGCCCGCGCCCUUCUCGACGGCUACGACAUGGCCCCCGCACCCGCCCCCGAGGUCAGGGUCGACGCGGUCGAGAACGACGAGGUCAUCGCGCACGCGCUGCAGGAGGAGCUCGCGCAGGUCGCCAUGGCCGAGGCGUCCGGGGCCGUCGGCGGCAGCGAGCCCGAGCGCCGCGCCACCGUCCUCGCGCAGCAGUGGUUCCGCCCCGAGGUCGUCAGCCAUCUGCCCUCAGCACCGCCGUAUGUAGAAGAAGCAGAGGGCUCAAGUCCACGUUCGAGCCCCGAAGAAGAUCGCAAUGCGCGCGACGGCCACGGGUGCUCGAUAGAGCUCGUGGACGAUUUCUCUGCUCUCGACGACGAAGUCGGCAAAAGACUGAAUGACAUGGUCCCUGUCCCUCAUGUCCCUAAAACAAACGGAGACAUUCCUUCUUUUGAUGAAGCCUUUUCAGAUCACCGAAGACUUCUUGACAGGUUGGUGCUGUAUGGCCUGGUUGAGCUCAAGGUUAACGGAGAUGGCAAUUGUCAGUUUCGGGCAUUGUCUGAUCAAUUCUACCGAACUCCUGAACACCAUAGAUUUGUACGGCAACAAGUGGUCAAUCAGCUUCAGUCUCAUCCUGAGAUAUAUGCUGGAUAUGUCCCUAUGGAUUACAGAGAAUAUCUUAAGAAGAUGCCAAAGAAUGGAGAGUGGGGUGACCAUGUUACACUGCAGGCUGCUGCAGACUUGUAUGGUGUGAAGAUUUUCAUCCUAACAUCAUUCAGAGAUACAUGCUACAUUGAAAUUCUCCCAGUCGUUCAAAAAUCAAAUAGAGUUAUAUGUUUGAGUUUUUGGGCCGAGGUGCACUACAACUCGAUAUAUCCGGAAGGAGAGUUGCCAGUCGUGGAGAACAGAAAGAAGAGCUUGUCGGAUCGACGGUCGUUUUGUUCGACCAUGUGAUUACGAGGGAUCUGAGGAGCUGCGAUGCCGUAGCACUGAUGAAGAGAUUGACUGACAGUUCGUUUGUACAUAUAUAGCAGUAUCUGCACUGUUGACUGGGUCUGUGAUAUGUGAUGUGAACAUUUGUUGUAGUACUUAUAAUAUAUCUAUAUACAUCACUUAUUUUUCUAGGAGAGGUUAUGUCAAUAUUA